UUGAUAGAGUGGAAUGGCGGAAUGGAAUUCAUGUAGAUGGCCCCAAUUAGCUGGGAUAAGUCGCAGAUGACGAUGACAAUGGUGUUUUGAUUGCGUUGCGGAAACAUAAGUUUUUUCCCUUGUCAGUCAAUCCAUGCUUUCUUUAAAUUUUUCAUUAUAAUGGACUAGCAAUUCUUGUUUGAAUUGCUUCAGACAUCAUUUUUUGGCAGCUAUUUGAUGGCACAAGAUGAUAAUACCUUGCAGACCUUUGCUAAUCUCACAGAUACCUGCUUCUUUAACCCAGGCACAUGCGGCCAUUGUAUGGAUCCCACAAAUUUUUUUUGUGGGCAGGGAUGAGUUCCAUUGUGUUGGUGGCCUGGCCCAAAAAGAUUGGCCAGUCAGUUCAAUAGGUCCCUAUUUCAAAUAUCAGAAAUUUUUGCAUUAUUGCACACAUAGACCAUGGGAAGUCAACUUUAGCAGAUAAGUUAUUACAAAUGACUGGAACUGUCCACAAAAGGGACAUGAAAGAGCAGUUUCUAGAUAACAUGGACCUAGAGAGAGAGAGGGGGAUCACAAUUAAAUUACAGGCAGCUCGAAUGCGUUAUGUAUUUAAUAACGAGCCAUAUUGCUUAAAUCUGAUUGAUACACCAGGGCAUGUUGACUUCUCAUAUGAGGUUUCUCGUUCUCUUGCUGCUUGUGAAGGUGCUCUCCUUGUUGUAGAUGCUUCUCAGGGAGUGGAAGCUCAGACACUGGCCAAUGUUUAUCUGGCCCUGGACAACAACCUUGAGAUCAUCCCGGUUUUAAACAAAAUAGAUCUUCCGGGUGCUGAACCAAAUCGUGUUGCACAAGAGAUUGAAGAGAUCGUUGGUCUGGACUGUUCCGAUGCGAUUCACUGCUCAGCUAAGGAAGGAAUUGGUAUUACAGAAAUUCUAAAUGCAAUCGUCAAAAGGAUUCCCCCUCCCAAGAAUACUGCUGAAAGGCCAUUAAGGGCUCUCAUAUUUGAUAGCUACUAUGAUCCAUAUAGGGGAGUAAUUGUAUACUUCCGUGUUAUUGAUGGAACUAUAAAGAAAGGUGACAAAAUAUAUUUUAUGGCUAGUGAGAAGGAGUACUAUGCCGAUGAAAUUGGUGUCUUAUCGCCCAAUCAAAUGCAAGUUGACAAGUUGUAUGCUGGUGAGGUGGGCUACCUUUCAGCUUCAAUAAGAUCAGUUGCAGAUGCUCGAGUUGGUGACACAAUUACUCAUUUUGGGAGAAGGGCAGAAAGCUCCCUUCCUGGAUAUGAGGAAGCAACUCCAAUGGUGUUCUGUGGCUUGUUUCCUGUUGAUGCUGACCAGUUUCCAGAGUUGCGUGAGGCAUUGGAGAAGCUCCAACUAAAUGAUGCAGCACUAAAUUUUGAACCUGAAUCUUCAAGCGCCAUGGGUUUCGGCUUCCGAUGUGGGUUCUUAGGCCUUCUCCAUAUGGAAAUAGUUCAGGAAAGGCUUGAGAGGGAGUACAACCUCACCUUGAUCACAACUGCUCCAAGUGUUGUUUACCGAGUCAAUUGUGUAAAUGGUGAUACUGUUGAGUGCUCAAAUCCAUCUAUGCUUCCUGAACCUGGAAAAAGGAGAUCCAUCGAGGAGCCAUAUGUAAAGAUUGAAAUGCUUACACCAAAAGAGUAUAUCGGUUCUCUUAUGGAGCUUGCUCAAGAUCGAAGAGGCGAGUUUAAAGAAAUGAAAUAUAUCACAGAGAAUAGAGCUUCAAUCAUCUAUUGGCUACCACUUGCUGAGAUGGUUGGGGAUUUCUUUGAUCAGCUGAAGUCUAAAAGCAAGGGAUAUGCUAGCAUGGAAUACACUUUUGUGGGGUAUCGGGAAAGUGAAUUGAUAAAGCUCGACAUUCAAAUUAAUGGUGAUCCUGUAGAACCAUUAGCAACUAUUGUUCACAGGGAUAAGGCUUAUUCUGUAGGAAGGGCCUUGACUCAAAAAUUGAAGGAGCUUAUACCACGCCAAAUGUUUAAAGUACCCAUCCAGGCAUGCAUAGGUGCCAAGGUGAUCGCUAGUGAAACUCUAUCAGCUAUUAGGAAGGAUGUUCUAUCCAAAUGUUAUGGAGGUGAUAUCACACGGAAAAAAAAGUUGCUGAAGAAACAGGCUGAAGGGAAGAAAAGGAUGAAGGCAAUUGGCAAAGUUGAAGUCCCUCAAGAAGCUUUCAUGGCUGUUUUGAGACUUGAAAAGGAGGUAAUAUGAUUUCAAGACUGCAAGACAUGAACACACCCCCUGUAGAAGAGCGAAAAAGAGAAGAAGAAUGUGGCCGUUUUCAGCCCGGAAAAGGAGGUAAUAUGGUUACAUCUCCUGUAUGAAAGGUGGGGACAAUUGUCAUAUGUUGCUGAUUGUAAUCUAUGCUUGCCUAAUAUGUCUUGCAAUGUUGUACGAAUGAUCACCAAAUAUUUAUUGCCAAGGGAAUUGUUUGCGCCCCUCGAUUUAGGGGACCCGUGA
Messenger RNA from Magnolia sinica, 2444 nucleotides. RefSeq names its product translation factor GUF1 homolog, chloroplastic. Bases 474 to 2195 code for a protein of 573 amino acids. NCBI's taxonomy places the organism in Eukaryota, Viridiplantae, Streptophyta, Magnoliopsida, Magnoliales, Magnoliaceae. Gene Ontology annotation, biological process: positive regulation of translation. The transcript has 22 exons. Gene Ontology annotation, molecular function: GTPase activity; GTP binding; ribosome binding. The record is from RefSeq and is a predicted model, not a curated record.